This is a messenger RNA of Saccharomyces paradoxus, 2244 nucleotides long. It is a transcript of the gene AIM44, whose product is annotated as Aim44p. The transcript has a single exon. The record is from RefSeq and is a predicted model, not a curated record. Bases 1 to 2244 code for a protein of 747 amino acids. Lineage: Eukaryota; Fungi; Ascomycota; Saccharomycetes; Saccharomycetales; Saccharomycetaceae.
AUGAUUAUCAGAACUCCAAUAAGAACAAAAACUAAGUCGUUUAGAGGCGACCAAAUGGAUUUCAAAUUUCCAUCUAACGAAAGCUUACCAAGGGGAACGUUAGAAGAGUAUCAUUUGAACAAUCAUCAUCUUUUGAAUGAUGUUUUUGCCGCAGAAAAUGGUGUUUCUCGCGAUGAAGAUGUAAACUCUCAGAUAUUAUCGGACUAUACGUCUACGUCCAAUACAAAUACAAAUUCUGGUUAUUCAUCGAAUGGAUAUUAUUCCUUUGCUAAUAUUUCCGACAACACUACGUCUUCACCACGUAUUGUUGUCAACCAAAAUGAAGCCGCUAAUAGAUUAACAUCCUCAGACUCAAACAAAAGUGACUAUUUCGCUUCACAUGAUUCCCAAGGAAAUGACCCUAUACAUUAUAGCAGCUCAAGUGUAGUAAAAAACCAAUUACAUUCAAUGGAAGUUAUUCCAGAGGGAAACGUAACUGGCUCAAUAUCAACGGCCUUCCAGACUAUUCCAACAGCAGAUAAUGUUUCCUACGAUAUCGCACCAUCAUCAGCAUCCUCGUUACCUUCAAAGAAAUCGACAUCUAAAAGCGAUAUUUUAUUGUCGACGCAAGAAGCCAAAGCCGUAACCAAAUCAAAUUCAAAAAAAUAUAUAAAAGCUAUCGAACCAAAAGGUAACCUGGUACCGAAACCUAAAAAAAAGCUAAACAGAGUUCCUACCAUAAAACGAAUUGAGUCUUCAAGGUCUUCCAAUCUUAGAUAUAGUUCAAGUAUCAGCAGUAAAUCAAGUAGUGCCAGUUGUUCUCUAAAACGAUCAAAGGCAGUUAGAUGCAAAGGCGGGCUCUUGUAUUAUUUCAUUUCAUUGGGAAUUAAGAUAAAAAAAAAGCUACGCAAGCUACGGCUAGUCAUAAGGAAAAAACUGUUCUCAUACAAUGACCAAAAAGUGGCUUCCACUACGAAUUCCAAAAAAACUAGAUCCAAAGGAAAAAUUAACAGCAAGUUAAAAAAAAGAGGGCCAAAUUUAACCGACAGUAAUACCAGCUCUACUCCGCGUCAGAAAAGAGCGCAGAGAUACGUAUCCAAUUUACAAAGAUCAAUAUCAUCAAAGUCUUUGGUACCUGUAUUGGCUCCACAGAAAAAGACUAAACCAUUGACAGUUGAUACGAAAUUUGAAGCAAAGCCGCCUCCAUCUGAGGAUUCCAAAGUUGGAUCAAACACGCCAAGAAGUCCUUUGGUAAGUUACACACCAUCAUUAAGGAGGACAAAUUCUUCUAUUAGAAGGGCUGCAUCUAUCCUAACUGCAUCUGCUACUAUGACACCAGUGAAUAACAGAAAUUCUUUCAUUUCUGUACCAGAUACUGUUAAUCAUGCCGUUACUCGCAACAGCAGCACCUACUCGAGAUCAAGAUUGGUAAGGUCAAAACCAUCGACGGCCCUAAAUGCUAUUGCCAGACAGCCGUCAAUCGUGGUAGAAAAUAAAGUUAUUCCGUUAUCCAUGAAUCGAUAUUCCAUUAAAGAGGAAGAUGAAUAUGUCAUUGACACAAGUUCCAUGAGAGAAUUAUCUCCCGUUAAUAGCGUUUCCUCAUCCGAUUAUGACAGAGACUCAUCUGAUAGCUAUUCUAAUUAUGCGGAUGCAAUGGAAACAACGGAAGCAAAUAGUAAAAACAGGGCUGAAAGCGGCAAUGAAAUCCAAAGUUUGAACGCAAAAAAUGAGGAUUUUUCAAAUGAAGAGGGGUACAAUUUGAUGAAGCAUUAUUUAAGUACAGUCAUUGCUCAAAGGAUAAUGCUCAGGGUGCAAAUUGCUCGUAUGCAGAAUCCUAAGAGCAAUGUUGUUUAUAUGAAUAGAUCAGCAGAAACAAACUCAACUAUCUAUGAAGAUCUCGUCGAUUCUCUAUUGACUGAGUAUGAGGCAGACGGUAGUUUCUCUCAAAUAUUUGAUGGCGCCAAAAUCAGAGUUGAGGAGGAUGAAGAAGAUGAUGAGGAUGAAGAAGAAGAUGAGGAAGAAGAUGAUGAUGAAGAAGAAGAGGACAAGGAAGAAGAAAAAAGAAAGGAAGAGGAAGGAAGAAACUUGGAAGACGAGGUAAGUGAGUUAGCGGAAUUAAGCUCAAUGAGUAAACAAAGGGAUUUAAGUAUUACUUUUAAAUCUCCGUUUGCUAUGCUAAAUUCGGCCUACUCGAGCAGCAUUAUAUCACUACCCACAGGUGCGGUCAAGAGGUCGCUGACUCUUCCCGUUGGUAUGAAAAUAUAA